AUGGGAGGCUCGCUCCUCCAAAAGAUCGUCAAAAAUGACGCGAUGAAGCAGGACCCGCCUGAGAUAUACGGAUGGAGGGUGUAUGCUCUUGCGUGUUCUGCUUGCUUUGGGGGGCUUAUCUUUGGCAUUGACACCGGUGUCAUUGGCGGUGUACUUCGUAUGGAAGAGUUCCAAGAGCUCUAUGACCUUGUUGAGAUAUCCCCCCUUGAACGUUCUAACCUCAACGCAAACAUAGUUUCAACACUCCAGGCUGGUUGUUUCGUUGGUGCUCUUCUUGCUGCUCAAGCAGCUGACAGGUUCGGUCGUCGUGCUGUCCUGAUUUGGGCUGCUGGCGGUAUCUCAGUUAUUGGCGUCAUUCUUCAGGCUGCUGCUUCGGGACACCUCGCAGCUAUGUAUGUUGGCAGGUUCAUCUCAGGAUUUGGUACAGGCUUUGCAUCGAUGGUCAACCCACUUUACGUUGCCGAGAACGCUCCUCGAGCUAUCAGAGGUGGCUUAACCGGAAUCUAUCAACUCUUCAUCGUUUUCGGAAUCUUUAUAGCCUACUGGAUCAAUUAUGGCUGUCUUCGACAUGUCGACGGAACUGCUCGAUACAUGGUUCCUCUAGCUAUCCAGGGACUUCCGCCACUUUUGCUCAUGAUAUCCAUGUUCUUAUGCAAUGAAUCACCUCGAUACUUAGCCAAGCAAGACGACUGGGAUGGAGCAAUCAGCGUGCUGUCCCGAAUCCGUGCUCUGCCACCCGACCACCCCUACGUCGCUGAUGAAUUCGCGGCUAUCCGGUCUUCUAUUGAGGAAGAGAACGCUAUCCUUGACGGCACCAGUUGGGUCAGCUUGCAGAAGGAGAUGUGGCUGAUUCCCGCCAACCGGAAGCGUGCGAUCAUAUCCAUUCUGCUCAUGUUCUUUCAGCAGAUGACGGGUACAAAUGCCAUCAACUACUACGCACCCCAAAUCUUCGCCACACUCGGUGUCGACGGCACAGAGAACGAGCUCUUCGCAACUGGUAUCUACGGCCUGGUUAAGUUGAUCGCAGUUGCAGUCUUUCUUGUCUUUGUUGCCGACUCUCUAGGUCGGCGCAAGUCUCUUCUGUGGACUGGCAUUGGCCAGGGCUUGACUAUGCUGUAUGUUGGUGUUUUCAUUGCCGUGGCCAAGCCAGGAGAGCAGGAGGGCGGACAGGUCUCGGCUGCCGGAUACGUUGCUCUUGUCUGCGUCUUUCUCUUCGCCUGCAUGUUCCAGUUCGGCUGGGGCCCAUGUUGUUGGAUCUACGUCUCCGAAAUCGCCACCACGCGCCUUCGUGCAACCAACGUCUCCUAUGCUGCCGCGACCCAAUGGCUAUUCAACUUCGUGGUCUCUCGAGCAGUACCUCCGAUGUUGGAGACAAUGGGAACCGGCGGCUUCGGGACGUACAUCUUCUUCUGCGGCUGGUGUUUUCUCAUGACUGCGUUUGUUUGGUUCUUCAUCCCUGAAACCAAAGGGAUCUCAUUGGAGGCCAUGAACCACCUUUUUGGCUUCCAAGAAGACAUACAGACGAAGCGCGCCGACAUCGAGAAUUCAUCUGUCAACAAUGAGCCCAAGCAAGGCGAUGUGACACAGCUUGAACACAACAACAUUCGGAAAAUUCAGGCUUAG
This is a messenger RNA of Colletotrichum karsti, 1623 nucleotides long. RefSeq names its product MFS quinate transporter. Bases 1 to 1623 code for a protein of 540 amino acids. Gene Ontology annotation, cellular component: membrane. Gene Ontology annotation, molecular function: carbohydrate:proton symporter activity. Lineage: Eukaryota; Fungi; Ascomycota; Sordariomycetes; Glomerellales; Glomerellaceae. The record is from RefSeq and is a predicted model, not a curated record. Gene Ontology annotation, biological process: transmembrane transport; carbohydrate transport. The transcript has 5 exons.